Messenger RNA from Aspergillus ruber CBS 135680, 578 nucleotides. RefSeq lists its product as uncharacterized. The record is from RefSeq and is a predicted model, not a curated record. The transcript is spliced from 2 exons. NCBI's taxonomy places the organism in Eukaryota, Fungi, Ascomycota, Eurotiomycetes, Eurotiales, Aspergillaceae. The coding region runs from base 7 to 366 and encodes 119 amino acids.
CUCAUAAUGCACAAUGCUCCGAUAUGCUUCUCAAAUACAUUAGUAUUCAAGUACAGAGAAACACGACUAAGUACUCCGUAUAUAUUGACUACUGUCAUCUUAAGUCACGUGCGCUCCACCCGUCGCGUUCAAAACAAAGCUUCAGAUUUGCUGGAAUCGGCGACGAUUUGCCCAGUCCAGGACUCCUGCGUCGCUCUCGCUUUCUCUUUUUCUCUUGCGCGCUUGUCGCUGGCCCUCUUUGCUUUUUUGAGAAUUUUUUCUUUAUUUUUCCCCUACUUUUUCUUGGACGUAUCUCCCGAUUUCGCCCGUUUUCCCUUCACCAUCAUCUCCUCUUCCUCUCCCCGCUCGCUCCUUGUUGACUGGUGAAUCAAUCCAUCGCCUGCGACUGUUUGAUUGAUUAUCUGUGUUGUAUCGAUUUGGAUAGGUUUUUAUUGCUUCCGCGCGAAUUUUCUAAGCUUUUUUUUUUUUUUUUUUUUUUCCCUCGGCCAACUCCAAGCGAAAUCAACAAAAUGCCGCCCAAGAAGCGAAAGACUUCUGACUCGCCAGAGGACAAUGAGAAUGGCUUGACGGCGAACCAG